Molecule: messenger RNA, 198 nt
Organism: Rhinocladiella mackenziei CBS 650.93
Lineage: Eukaryota; Fungi; Ascomycota; Eurotiomycetes; Chaetothyriales; Herpotrichiellaceae
Exons: 2
Coding region: 1-198 (65 amino acids)
Source: RefSeq, a predicted model, not a curated record
AUGACGAUCUUAACGGCAUUCAAGAACACCUUUGCAUUUGCGCUCAGCUUUGGGGUUGUUCCAUGGUUGGAAAGAGAUGCCUUCUUGAAGGUUGCCGGAUGGAAUACUCUGAUCGAAGGUCUCAUCUUCCUCACCACGAUCCCGAUGUACAUGUUUGGUGCGCGACUGAGGAAAUGGACAAGUCAAUUUGAAGUGUAA